Molecule: messenger RNA, 2642 nt
Organism: Prunus persica (peach)
Lineage: Eukaryota; Viridiplantae; Streptophyta; Magnoliopsida; Rosales; Rosaceae
Exons: 8
Coding region: 1014-2102 (362 amino acids)
Source: RefSeq, a predicted model, not a curated record
CUCCCGCUCCCUCUCCCGCUCCCUCUCCAUCUUUCUCUCUCUCCCGCUCUGUAACAUUUUUUUGAUUAUGCUUUCUUAGCUUCAGGCUCUGUUUGGUUUGCCUGAAAGCCAAGAAACAAAACGACAGAAAAGAUGGAAAAUAAACUAAAAAUUUGAACGUCGUCCUUUUGAUUGGCUCAGUUUUGAAGGCGGUUUAAAAUGUUGGAAAUUUCAUCUCCAAUGACUAUAGUUGUCUUAGUUUCUUUUGCUAAAUUUUCCGAGAAACCAAACGGAGCGCUAGGGUUUAUGGAGAUAAUGCUAAAUCGAAUCUCUGAUUUUUAACCUCUCUUGCGCUCUGAACUACGUAAUCACAUACUUCGUGUAGAUUUGGUUUAUUGUUCAUGUGUUAGUGUUAUCAAGAUUGCGUCCUAAAUCACCGUACUUCUUAUACAUUGGGUUUAGGGUUUAUGUGUUUGUAUUUUAUAAAUGAGUGCAUGCUAAAUCGCCUCUCUUCUUCUAGAUAGCGUUUAGGGUUUAUGUGUUUGCAUGCUAAUUGCCUUCUUGAGGUGCCUGUAGGAUUCCAGGGAAACAAAAAAUUUCUUCAAAUGUAUCAACGUAUCUUAUUUCUAGUGAAUUUGGGAAGCUUGGGAUAGUUCGUGGAGUUGUUUUAUGUCUCUUUCGUUAGAUAGUCUCCUUCCAAGACCAAAACAAAGAGAUUAAGUUUGUAAUAACUAAGAACUUGCAAUUUCAUGUGUUAAACCAAUGAAGAACAUAUUACACAAGUACAUGUAUCUAUAGGUUGAUAAAAUAAGCCAACUCCUAAUUCGUUAGUAGAUUUCUUACAUCUUCAGCAGUAUAGUCUUAUUGUCUCUUUCAUUAAAAAAUAUUGAUUUGACACAUUUGGGUGUUGUUUGUGUUUUGUUAUUAUUACUUUAUUCAAGAUAUGCUGAUCAAGUUUUCCACACAGAUAUGAGGUGUUCGAUUGAGAAUCCUUAUAUCUGAAAGUCAAUGCCCGGAAAGGUGCAAGGUGCCACAUGUUGGUUACCUGGCAGAUAAGAAAAUUUGCUCAAGUAGAAGUGUUGUUUUGGCAUAGCUGCUGCAUUUUUGUUGUUAUGUCAGAAGCUACGAAGGAUCUUGUUGGUUCGAGUGAACAUGAUAAAAUAGGACCAGACUUCUUUGGUUACUAUACACGUUUAGUUACAGAGUUGUUAUCACAAGAAGAAGAUUUUCCACCUUUUGCUUCCCAAUCCUCUGAUCUAUCUCAAAGAAGAAGUGGGGAUGUUAGAGGGAAGGAUGUUAUUGAGCACAGUUAUGGUACUUCUGGUUCUUUAUUUGGUAACAGCAUAGGAACUGGGCUUUCAGAUUUCAAAAAGGAAAGAUUGAAAUCAUUGCUCAGGCAGGGUGUGAAUUUUCUUUCACCAGAAGUUGAUGAGAUGCUAGAACCUGUUGUUGCUAUCAGCCGGUUAAAAUCUCAGCUAAAGAGCAGAAACUGUCUAUCGUCUUCUAAAGGUACAUUACCUGACAUUGAUGCAAGGAGUGCUCACUCUAAGAGACCAAAGAGAUCUUCUUCUUUCUCUUCAACCAGUCUCCCUGCACUUUCCACUCCUACCAAUCUCGAGUCUAGCAAAGAGAACUGUGCUCAUGGCCUCACAACAGAAACAGCUAGGUUGAUAGCUGUUCCGGAGGAGCCAAAGGUGACUAACAUUCUCCUUACUCCCCUUCUAUUUGUGGGGUUGUGUCACAUCCAAAAGGUUGACGAUGAUUUGCAGUUCCUUAUAGAGAAGGAUAGCUUGCAGGUUGAGGAGACAGUGAAGAAAUAUUCUGAUGAAUUUUCUGCAACACUAGGGCACAUGGAACAGCAGCUUGAAAAACUUCUUGAUACUGUGAUGGCUUCGUGCAGGCCUAUGACCCUUCCUGAGAAACACAAGCUUGGAAAAUUGAUUCAGAAGUUACCACCAAAAAAUCUUGACUGUGUUGCAGAAAUGCUCCAACAUAGGAACGCAGCUUGUAUAAAUUCCUCUGAUGAAAUUCAUGUGGAUCUUGAAAAACAGAGUAAUGUAACACUUUGGAGAUUGUAUUAUUAUGUUGAAGCUGUUGAGAAAGCUAGAAAGCUAGCCAAGUAGCUUAAUCUGAAAAAAGCUCUAAUACGCCUAUAUGAAACCAACGGAAGUUCGCUGUACCAAGGCUGAAAUUUUCUUUUGCUACACGAAGAUAGUAGUCAUCAGUAGUACCCAAAAAGGAAAAAAGGGAGAUAGCAGUCAUCAGGCUUUCUUUCUCACUGCUUCAACAAGUAAUUUCUGCCCCAUCUGCACACUUUGAGUCUUUUGUAGAAAUCUUCCAUUAGACCACAGAAUUUUGGUAAAAAUACAGAAAAUUGAGCAUCUAAUCUUGACCCGUAAAUUUGAUGAUUUUGACCGUUAUGGCCCAGAAGUGCAAAAUUUUUGGAGCACCUCAAAAGUUCAGACGAAUGCGAGAUGAAGUUUUUGAUAUAAUUUUUUUCAUUUGUAAUUGGCUUCAUUGCGUUGGAAUCGCACAUUGUACAUCUUUUACUGUAUACUGAGUACAGAAAGUUACGAAAUUCAAGGUUAUGGAAUUCUUUGUAAACUUCUAUCACGAUCCUCUUGAGUUAAGUAUAAGAACAGCAUAAGCCAGCUUGUCUCAAA